AAGCUUCACUCGGAGCAAGCCUUAGCCCGCUGUCUCAGCAGGGAGACUUCCCGAGGUAGAGGGGCAAGGUGCGGGGCGGUUUAGACUCAGAGUCUGUAUGCACCCCUAACUCCCCCCCCCCCCCCCCGCCACAAUUUCUCUGUAGUCUUUCUCAGCACAUCACACCUCCCCUCAGCAGGGGCUCCCCUGCCCUGCCCCUCCAGGGUGGUUAUAAGUUCUUAACCUAUAGGUUAUAGGCCUCUCCGGAGGGAGGGAGGGAAAGGGGCGGGGCGGCGGCGGCUCAGAUAUAAGGGACCCUGGUGUUGUUUGCGGGUCCAAACAGCCCACCAUGAGUGCCCACAGCCUCCGCAUCCUUCUUCUUCAAGCCUGUUGGGCUCUACUCCACCCGCGCGCCCCGACCGCGGCCGCUUUGCCUCUGUGGACACGGGGGCAGCCCUCGUCACCGUCCCCUCUGGCGUACAUGUUGAGCCUCUACCGAGACCCGCUGCCUCGGGCGGACAUCAUCCGCAGCCUCCAGGCGCAAGAUGUGGACGUGACCGGACAGAACUGGACUUUCACGUUUGACUUCUCUUUUUUGAGCCAAGAAGAGGAUCUGGUAUGGGCGGAGCUCCGGUUGCAGCUGCCGGGCCCCAUGGACAUACCCACUGAGGGCCCACUCACCAUUGACAUUUUCCACCAGGCCAAGGGGGAUCCAGAGCGGGACCCCGCUGACUGCCUGGAGCGCAUUUGGAUGGAGACGUUCACCGUCAUUCCUUCUCAGGUCACGUUUGCCUCAGGCAGCACAGUCCUGGAGGUGACCAAGCCACUCUCCAAGUGGCUAAAGGACCCCAGGGCACUGGAAAAGCAGGUGUCCAGUCGAGCAGAAAAGUGUUGGCAUCAGCCCUACACCCCACCUGUACCUGUCGCCAGCACCAAUGUGCUCAUGCUCUACUCCAACCGGCCUCAGGAGCAGAGGCAGCUAGGGGGCGCCACUUUGCUUUGGGAAGCUGAGAGCUCCUGGCGGGCCCAGGAGGGACAGCUGUCUGUAGAGAGGGGCGGAUGGGGCAGAAGGCAACGCCGACAUCAUUUGCCAGACAGAAGCCAACUGUGUAGGAGGGUCAAGUUCCAGGUGGACUUCAACCUGAUUGGCUGGGGCUCCUGGAUCAUCUACCCCAAGCAGUACAAUGCCUAUCGCUGUGAGGGCGAGUGUCCUAACCCUGUGGGGGAGGAGUUUCAUCCUACCAACCAUGCCUACAUCCAGAGCCUGCUGAAACGAUACCAACCCCACCGGGUUCCUUCCACGUGCUGUGCCCCCGUGAAGACCAAGCCACUGAGCAUGCUUUAUGUGGACAAUGGCAGGGUCCUCCUGGAACACCACAAGGACAUGAUUGUGGAGGAGUGUGGGUGCCUCUGACAGAGCCAGGGGGAGUGCUGAAAUUGGCUUGCAUUCCACAAUGCUGAUGAACUCCAAGGAGACUCCAUUGUGUCUAUCCAGGGAGCAGAAACGUUAGAAGAGUUCUGCCUGCUGGAGCUAAAGAGAAAAGCCCCGCCCCCUGUGCAUACAGUGCUCUUAGACCUGCCAAGCCAGAGAGAGGCUACCGUGGCAUGGCAGGAUGGGGAAGCCUUGCAGGGGCUGGCUCGCUGGGCUCCCUGGAAAUAGGGUUUAUGAACUGCUUGAAAUUGUGUGCAAAGGCUGGGGUGUAUAUAUAUAUAUGUAUAUAUAUAUAUAUGUAUUUAUUUUUGAUGCCAUCUGUAACUUUCUUGUAUUCUCAAAAGUGGUCUGUGACCUGCUGUCCCUCCCUCAAGAUUAGUAUAUAUUUUAUUAGAUUAUAAACGAGCCAUUUGGUUCUCCCUGCCUCAAGCUGUGGUAGGGAAGACCCACAACCUUCUGGCUGGCUGGCAGUGACAUACUGGCCUUGGUCAGGGGCUCUCUGAUCUCUAAUGACUUGCCUAAAAAAGCCACUGUCCAGUUCUCCAGGGCCAGUUGGUGCCUUUGACCAGAGAGGUGGGCACUUGUCCAAGAGGGGACUGGCCAUGGUGGACUUUAGAAGCCAGAGUCCUGAGAUGUAUGCUUGGCAGACACAACCCAAGUCUAUUAAAAGUCUGUGACAAUUCA
Messenger RNA from Mus musculus (house mouse), 2095 nucleotides. RefSeq names its product nodal (gene Nodal). The transcript has 3 exons. Gene Ontology annotation, molecular function: type I activin receptor binding; cytokine activity; growth factor activity. Gene Ontology annotation, cellular component: extracellular region. The coding region runs from base 329 to 1393 and encodes 354 amino acids. Gene Ontology annotation, biological process: female pregnancy; positive regulation of cell-cell adhesion; positive regulation of SMAD protein signal transduction. NCBI's taxonomy places the organism in Eukaryota, Metazoa, Chordata, Mammalia, Rodentia, Muridae. The record is from RefSeq and is marked reviewed.